Telopea speciosissima is the source of this 1460-nucleotide messenger RNA. Its product is annotated as alpha/beta hydrolase domain-containing protein 17C-like. Lineage: Eukaryota; Viridiplantae; Streptophyta; Magnoliopsida; Proteales; Proteaceae. The transcript is spliced from 5 exons. The coding region runs from base 234 to 1259 and encodes 341 amino acids. The record is from RefSeq and is a predicted model, not a curated record.
GGCUGAGAUUCCUGGGAGAGGGGUUGACACGGAGCUUCCCCUUCAAACCGACACGCCUGAUUUUGAAAUUGCGUAUCUUCUCUUCUUCUGUUCUGCUGCUUCUGUUAAGCUUACUAACUUAGUCCAUGCGACGAAGACCUGAAGGAAUACCCACGACGACAGAGGAGAGAUCUGAAGAUCAAACGACACCAGUGGGCUGACUUUAUGAAUCCAAGGUUUCUGAUGAGAAGAAGAUGGGCGGAGUUACCUCGUCAAUUGCCGCAAAAUUCGCUUUCUUCCCUCCCAAUCCUCCCUCUUACCGAGUGAUCAGCGACGAAUCAAGCGGCGGCAGAUUGCAUAUUCCCGAGGCUCCAAGGCACGAUGAUGUCGACGUGUUAAAGCUCCGAACGAGGAGAGGCAACGACAUCGUGGCUAUUCAUGUGAAGCAUCCCAGAGCCACCGCCACCCUCCUCUAUUCCCAUGGUAAUGCUGCCGAUUUGGGUCAGAUGUUGGAGCUCUUCGUCGAAUUGAGUAUUCGUCUCCGUAUAAAUCUCAUGGGGUAUGACUACUCUGGCUACGGACAAUCAACUGGCAAGCCCUCUGAAUCUAAUACAUAUGCAGACAUUGAGGCAGCACAUAAAUGCCUCAAGGAGCAAUAUGGGGUAAAAGACGAGGAUUUAAUAUUAUAUGGUCAGUCUGUUGGAAGUGGCCCAACUCUUGAUCUAGCUUCUCAUCUACCAAACUUGAGAGCCGUGGUUCUUCAUAGCCCCAUCCUUUCUGGGUUGAGAGUAUUGUACCCUGUCAAACGAACAUACUGGUUUGACAUUUUCAAGAAUAUUGACAAAAUUGGCAUGGUGACUUGCCCCGUUCUGGUAAUUCACGGAACAACAGACGAAGUUGUGGAUUGUUCCCACGGGAAGCAGCUUUGGGAACUGAGCAAGGAAAAGUAUGAACCCCUUUGGGUAAAGGGUGGUGGCCAUUGCAAUCUCGAACUUUAUCCCGAGUACAUUAAACACCUGAAGAAAUUUGUAGUGCAUGUUGGCAAGUCAAAGGCUGCAACAAAUGGUUCUAAAGAAAGAGCGGACGACAACAAUCAGAGUAAACAAUCUGAAAGUGGAACUUCAGAUGCAUCUGAGAUGGGAUCUGACCGUCCUGAGGCCUCAAGAAACAGUUUAGAUAGUAGACUUGAGAAGUCAAAGAAGACUAAUAAGCCUGAAAAAUCACGGAUGAGCACUGACAAUGUAGAGAGGUAUAGGAGAAGAAAGGGCUUGGUCUGGUGAUAAAGGACAGAGUGCAUCUCUAAUGAUUUAUGAGCUGAGAGCUGUGUGAGGAAGUAUCCUUUUUUUCUUCUGCUUCUGUUAUAAUAUAUUGACUAUCAAGAAAUCACCGAGUAUGAUUCUGCUCUAGAUUUUGCCAAUUCAUCAAUGUUUAACAAAAAGUGAGAUAUACAGGGAGCAUAACUAUGAUAUCUACUAGAAUCA